AUGGGAGCCAUUCCCUUCACUGAAAGAAUCCUAAAAGCAAAACUCCCUAAAGGCUUCGACAAACCUACGGAUAUGAAGUACGACAGAACCAAGGACUCCCAGGAGCACCUAACGGCCUUCAAGGCCAGGAUGAACCUGGAAGAGGCCGCUGACGCGGUCCGAGGUAAGGCCUUCCCAGUAACCCUAGCCGGGCCAACGAUUAAAUGGUUCAAUGCCCUCCCCAACGGAUCCAUAACUGGCUUCCACGAUAUCUCACGGAAGUUCAUGGCCCAAUUCACCACCAGAAUUACCAAAGCUAAACACCCCAUCAGCUUAUUAGGGGUCACAAAGAAACAAGACGAAUCCACACGAAAAUACCUAGACCGCUUCAACGAUGAAUGCCUAAAGAUUGAUGGACUCACGGAUUUCGUCGCAAGCCUCUGUUUAACCAACAGGCUCAUGAACGAAGACUUCCGCAAACACCUCACCACCAAGCCAGUAUGGACCAUGCACGAGAUCCAAAACGUCGCCAGAGACUACAUAAACGACGAGGAGGUCAGUCAGAUCGUCGCUGCCAAUAAACGGCAACACGGCAACACUCCACACGGCAACCCGACUUCCCGCCAUAAUCCGAUGCCCAGAGAAAGUCAAAGAGACCAACCCAAACAAACCAACACAAACCGACCACCCAGGAUCGGGAAAUUCUCGAACUACACCCCCCUGACAGCCUCGAUUACCGAGAUAUACCACCAGAUAGUGGAUCGGGGUAUUAUCCCGAAAGCCCGACAACUCAAAGAAAGAACGGGCGGCAACAAGACCCUUUACUGCGACUACCACCGAGGUUACGGGCACAGGACACAAGACUGUUUCGACCUUAAAGAUGCCCUCGAACAAGCUAUAAAAGACGGCAAACUCCCAAAUUUCGCCAAAUCAUCAGAGAUGCAGACUCCAACAUCCUCUUUCGAGGUGCCUUCGACAAGCUCGGGCUCCGCAACGAAAAUCUCCAAACACACCGCAACGGUGUCACGGGACUCGGAGACAACUUCCUCAAGCCAGACGGUUCCAUCAUUCUUCCCCUUACCAUAG
Arachis ipaensis is the source of this 1065-nucleotide messenger RNA. The record is from RefSeq and is a predicted model, not a curated record. Lineage: Eukaryota; Viridiplantae; Streptophyta; Magnoliopsida; Fabales; Fabaceae.